GUCUUGCCAUCGGCGCGUACGCGCUGUUCAUGAUGGAGCAGAAGAAAAAUCCCGCCCUGAGCGGCCUCCCAAUUGCCCAGCGUGGGAAAAUGACCUCGAAGCUCUACAAGGCGCUUGCCCCUGCUGAGCGUGCUGCACUGGAGAAGCGUGCCAAGGCCAUGCCGUCGCUGAAGCGCGCCAAGAAGCCCAAGGCAGGCGCGAAGGGUGAAGAGAAACCGAAGCGUGCCCCGUCGAAGUACGCGCAGUUUGUGAAGGCCAACCUGCCCAAGUACAGCCAGUUACCCAACAAGGAAAGGCUCGCUGCGGUGGCAAAGCUGUGGAAGCAGCAGCAGCAGCUGCAACAACAACGGCAGCACCCGCAGGUGCUGCAGCAACGGCAACAACCGCAGAAGAGGAGGGUGUAA
Trypanosoma conorhini is the source of this 404-nucleotide messenger RNA. Its product is annotated as kinetoplast DNA-associated protein. The transcript has a single exon. The record is from RefSeq and is a predicted model, not a curated record. NCBI's taxonomy places the organism in Eukaryota, Euglenozoa, Kinetoplastea, Trypanosomatida, Trypanosomatidae. The annotation marks the transcript as partial.